Messenger RNA from Anas platyrhynchos (mallard), 998 nucleotides. Lineage: Eukaryota; Metazoa; Chordata; Aves; Anseriformes; Anatidae. The record is from RefSeq and is a predicted model, not a curated record.
UUUAUGUGCUUCUUUGGAGUGGAAACACCCGUGGUACAGCACCAGCAACAAGUGCUGGGCAGCAACAUCUGCUCUGGCCGUUCCACUGUGAUGUCACUGUGGUGACUGCGGGUGUCACGGUGAUGUUCAAGCAUCUCCCACCAGAACGCCCAGACAGACCAGCUGGGUCUCACUUGCUGACUGGCAGGACGAAGACUGAGCUGCCCACUGAAAUGGCUUCAGGCGGAAGUUUCAGUGAAGAUGAGACAAAAGAAAUUAAAAGGGAGCCGCUUCCAGCAGAAACUUCACCCGAUGCUGCUCCAGACAAGCCGGUUGAAUCCUCAGAGUCCCCUUCUGCUGAGCCUCCGGGACAGGAUGGAGGAGCAGCUUCUGAUGGUGCUGCAGCAUCAACGGAGGGAGGAAAGGAUUGCCCAGCUUCCACUGAUAACCGUGAGAGCAGACGCGGUAGUUCUUCUGAGGAGCGUGCUGUCAAAACCAAUGUCUUCUCCUUCCUCAGUUUCCCAACGAAACUGUGGUACCUAGUUGAAAGCGACGAGUUUAAGAGCAUUUGCUGGGCUCGCUGUGAAAGCUGCAUUGUGAUCGAUGAGGAAAUGUUUAACGUAGAAGUGCUGGGGAGGACCGGGCCGCAGAAAAUUUUUGAGGCUGACAGUGUGAAGAGUUUCGUUCGUGAACUUAACCUGUACGGAUUCACCAAAAUGAAAUGGACCUUCCCAAGAUCUGCCUCGCUUCCCAAAUUCAUGGCAGAAGAUGCAUUUUCUGCUCAUAGGAAGUUACUCCUCUACCACAACCCCAACUUCAAGAGGUAUUCUCCCCACCUGCUCAUCAACUGCAAUCGCCGUGCCGCCCUGAAGAGGAAAGCCACGGCUGCCCCUGCAACACAGGCGGAUCUGGAUGCAAAUGUCAUGGGCAGUGGGAUCAAGUGCACCCGCAGCAAGUUUGCCAGUGAGCCCAAGCUGAGUGGUGCGGUCGACAUGCUGGAGGGAAGGGAUGCCAUUUAG